GCCCCUAAUAAGCGGUCUCGAUUAAACUAGGCAGCCGCGCACUAGAAGACCAUCUCCAGUCCGCGCCCAUAGUCCCGGUGAAUCACAUUGUCACGAACAAAUUGGCCAUCAUCCGAGUGUUACAGCGACAGCUACCAGCUAUCCAUAGUCCGCAUCACUGCCGAACAUCUUCUCGCCAGCCAGCCUCGAAUACCACAAUAACGGCACCAUGUCUCUCCAAGCAGUCAUGAACUUUGACAACUUCCACAAGGCGAAGCUGGUCGAAGACAUGGCCUCGAAGUCCAUGCUCCGUCCGAACCCGCGACUCGAGCAGACCCUCGCCAGCUCCACCGCCGCGGGCAUCCCGCCGAUCAGCGUGCGGCCCAUGGCCGGACAAUUCCUCUCUGUCUUGACACGGGCCAUGGGCGCCAAGUCCGUUCUCGAGAUCGGCACGCUGGGCGGGUACUCGGCUAUUCUGUUUGCCGAGGCAGGCGCGCGCGUCACAACCGUCGAGAUCGACCCCAAGUGCCACGAGGUGGCGGUGGAGAACACAAAGGGCCUGGACAUCGAGGUCGUCCUAGGAUCCGGGCUGGAGGUCAUGCCCAGGCUUGCCGAGGAGGGCAAGAAGUUCGACAUGGUCUUUAUCGAUGCGCACCUCGAUGACGAGUGGGAGCAUUUCGACUGGGCCGUCAAGCUGACCAGGCCAGGCGGCUGUAUCGUACUCGACGACGUGGUGGCUGCGCUGUUCUACAAGGGCCUGGUCAACGAGGACGAAGGGGCAGCCAAGGAGACGUUCAUGGGCAGGAUCGGGAGCGACGAGCGUGUCAGCGUAGCGCUGAUGCCAACUGUCGCCACGCACCCCAUGUCGCCAACGCCAAUGUUCAAUGGCUUCAUCAUGGCAACGGUUCUGGGCGAAUGAAACACUGGCCGGGGGCCUGGCGGGAACGCUUUGAGCACCCCUUGUCCUAAUCCGCCGGCAAGGCUGGGACAUGUGGACCACGGGGGACCAGCCGCCUCCCGUCCCUGUAUUUUUAUGAUCACUGCGCGGCGCACGUGCCCUUUUUUUGAAGCGGCGUGCACGCACGAUGUAAUACUAUCUCUGUAGAAUCAAGCCCGGGUGCCGCUUGUGCGCUGCAAUGGCGACGGACAAGCUGGCUUACUCCCCUCUGUUAUUCCUACAA
This is a messenger RNA of Microdochium trichocladiopsis, 1160 nucleotides long. Its product is annotated as S-adenosyl-L-methionine-dependent methyltransferase. The transcript has a single exon. Bases 209 to 898 code for a protein of 229 amino acids. Gene Ontology annotation, molecular function: S-adenosylmethionine-dependent methyltransferase activity; O-methyltransferase activity. Lineage: Eukaryota; Fungi; Ascomycota; Sordariomycetes; Xylariales; Microdochiaceae. The record is from RefSeq and is a predicted model, not a curated record.